Charadrius vociferus (killdeer) is the source of this 2052-nucleotide messenger RNA. RefSeq names its product SPARC-like 1 (hevin) (gene SPARCL1). The transcript has 10 exons. The record is from RefSeq and is a predicted model, not a curated record. Bases 1 to 2052 code for a protein of 683 amino acids. Gene Ontology annotation, molecular function: extracellular matrix binding; protein binding; collagen binding. Gene Ontology annotation, biological process: anatomical structure development. Lineage: Eukaryota; Metazoa; Chordata; Aves; Charadriiformes; Charadriidae.
AUGAAGGCUGUAGCUCUCUUCAUUUGUCUUCUAGGAUCAGCUGUUGCUAUUCCAACCCAUCCCUUAAACUACAAACUCGGAACCCAUGGCCAGAAAACUCCAGAGAAGACUGAAGAUAUCCAUCCUGAAGCCCCAAAGGAAAAGAAUGCAGGGUAUGUAGACAAGGGUGAUUUGCUGCCCAGUCACAAAAACCUAAAACCAGAGGUAUCAGUACCAGGCACUGAGCAUGGGGAUGAGCCCCAGAUCACUAGAAAACAAGGAAGAACUGGUAGCGAGCACCAAGGGAAAAAUAGCCUAAAAAGCAUCAAUUUCCUUGCGCUGCACAAUAAACCAGGUUUGGCUUCUGAUAACCAGGAUGGUGACUCUGGAAGCAGCAGCAGAGAACAGUCCAGCUCUGAGCAUUACCAGUCCAGCAGGCAUGAGAAACACAGCAAUACAGCCAAUCGACAUGUUCUGGGCAGCGCAGAAAAUCCGGCAGAUGCACUCAGUCUUUAUCAUGAGCAUAACACAUGGAAAUAUAAUAAAAAUACAGUUGGCCUAUCUGAAACAAACAGUGAAAGUGAGGAAGAAGAAGGUGUGGAAGAAGAGGAUGAGGAAUGGGGCGAAGAAACUGAUUACAGAGAUAUGAAGCCCAAAGGCCACCAGUCAAAUCAAGGUAACCAAUACAGAAGGCAGCAAAAUGAAAACAGUAUGCAAUCUGAUGAAAUCCUGAGAGAUUCUGGUCAACCAAUCCGGAUAACCAAGAGACAUGGUGAGAAAUUUGACCUAGAAGAAGAGAGGGAGAAGAGCCAGAAGAAGCCAUAUAAAGAAGAAAUACUCCUUUCUCAAAAAACCCGUAAUGAAGAUCAGGAUGACGAGCAGCAAAGCCAAGAGAGGAAAGACAAUAUUCAAGUAAACUAUCAAAGUGAUCACGACGCAGUGGUGAAAACUCAAGGUAUGGAGAACAGUAAUGUUGAUGAUGAUAGUCACGACAGUGGUGAUGUUGAUGGUGAGGAAGAUCUCAGCAAUUCCUGGAAAGAAGCAGCCUAUGAGGAAGAGGAGACAAUCCAGAGUAAUGACCGGGAGAGAACCAGUACUGACCACAAAGGGGAAGGUACCACCGAAGAUGACACUGCAGUUCGUAGAGAGACUGAGGAUUACCAAGAUGUCAAGAUUAAAGACCUUAUUCACUCUGAAAAAGAUGAUUACAAUCGUCAGCCACCUAAUUUUGAUGGCGAGCAACAACUGGAAACAAGUAGCUCUGUUCAGAGCAUGAAUUCAAUGGGAAGUGAAGAUAAGGUUAAGACUACAGGCAGUGCCUAUGGUGAGAUGGAAAAUGCAAGCAACAGGAGUGAGAAGGCUCUCCUGGACCCAUGUAGGAACUUCCACUGCAAAAGAGGUAAAGUCUGUCACAUGGACAAACAAGGGAAACCCAGAUGUAUUUGCCAAGAUCCUGCUGCUUGCCCUUCCACCAAAGACUAUGAGCAUGUUUGUGGUACAGAUAAUAAGACUUAUGAUGGCACAUGUCAACUCUUUGGCACCAAAUGUCAACUUGAAGGGACAAAAAUGGGACGCCAGCUGCACCUAGACUAUAUGGGCUCCUGCAAAUACAUCCCUCACUGUACUGAUUAUGAAGUGGAUCAGUUCCCCCUCCGGAUGCGAGACUGGCUUAAAAAUAUCCUUAUGCAAUAUUAUGAACGUGAUCUGGAUACUUCUGGAUUUCUAACUGAAAAGCAAAGGAGUAAGGUCAAGAAAAUCUACCAGAAUGACAAGCGCCUUGUGGCUGGUGACCAUGCAGUUGAGCUGCUCCUGCAUGACUUUGAGAAAAAUUAUCACAUGUAUGUGUAUCCUGUGCACUGGCAGUUUCAUCAGCUUGAUCAGCACCCUGUUGACAGAUUAUUAACACACUCAGAAAUCGCGCCUUUGAGAGCUUCCCUUGUUCCCAUGGAACACUGCAUAACCCGUUUCUUCCAAGAGUGCGAUGGAGACCAAGAUAAACUCAUUGCUUUUAAGGAAUGGUGCCACUGCUUUGGGAUUAAGGAAGAAGACAUAAAUGAAAAUCUCCUGUUCUGA